CCGGAGAAAAAGUCCUCAAAGCUGCUGCGGCUGCAGAAAGGAUGCUGUAGAGGAGAACAACACGAACCACCUGGUGAUCAACCUGAGAACUGAUAGUCAAGAUGACAGCCAUGGAGAGCAAAGAAGAGAUCAGCGACACGGACAGUGGGAUUAUCUUGCACUCUGGCCCAGACAGCCCCACCUCUCCACUGAAGGACCCGACCACUCACACCAGAGCCCUGAAACUGAAGCAUCAAUCUCUGGAAGAGCGUCUGGAGCUCUGCCUGCUGGAGCUUCGAAAACUCUGCAUCAGGGAGGCGGAACUGACUGGCUCAAUCCCCUCAGACUUUCCUCUGCUGCCCGAUGAGAAGCCGCCUCGGGUUAGGAGGAGGAUCGGAGCGUCUUUCAAACUGGACGAAGGUCUGAUCCUUCAGGACCAGCAGGAUCCAGAGUUACAAGCUCUGGAAACUGACUUGGCAGUCCAGCGGCAGAUUUACGAGGCGGCCCGAAAACUCUCCCUCGAAGAGAACCUCAGCAAACCACAGAAGAAGAGCCGGCUCCAGCAGUGCAGAAGGGAAGAGAAGAAAGUGAAGGAUCUGCAGGAGGCCGUUUUCCAGCACAGGAUCAAGAGUGAGUGCAAUUCACCGUGCAUCUCCAUCUCUAGCAGCCCGAGUAAAGAUACGUCUGAUGACAGCUCCCUUUCUGAUGUGGUGGCUCUGGAUGAUGAUGUAGAAUCGUCUUGCCCACUCUCACCCCCAGUGUUGGACACCUCAGACUCAGACCCCCUGCAGUCGCCUCAUCAGUCUCCAGAGCAUGAACGCUCUCCAAUCCAGAACUCCCCGUGGAAAGAAACCAGUCUGGAUCAGCCUUACCAGAGAUCAACUAAACCUCAACCAGCUAGCAGAAGCAGGUCCAGUAGUCCAGCAGCAGCUCCGGUGUCUGCAGAGAGCUGCAGGAUUCCUCUGACUCAGUUUGUCAGGAACUCUGCUUUACGAAACAACCACUCCACCAGCGCCCCCUCCACUCCAGAGCUGCUCGUACGCCGACAGUACUCUCAGUCUUUCAGACUUCCCAAAAAGAAGCUGACCAUCGACAUAGAGCGGCUCGGCUCAGAGAGCUGCCGCGGCCGGGUCCACCCGCCUCUGCAGCGGUGCGGCCCAGAAACCGUGGUGCACUCUCCAGAGUUCUCCCCUCCGCGGCCGCAUCAGUGCAGCUCAGAGGACAGCAGCUCAGAGCAUUCCUCCUCCUCCUUCUCCGUCUGCUCUCCUGGAAGGGACAGACCCACCGAUAUUCCCAAGCUCUGCCCUCCGCCUUACGGAUUCCACUUCGGGGCACAGACGAAGGAGUUGUCCUGUUUCCGCGGACAGGUCAGACCCACACCAGGAAACGGGCCUCUGUCGCCUCGAGACACGGACACCAGUAAGGGCCUCCUGACUGCAACUCCAGAGGUUCACAAUCUGCAAAGAGGAACUCUGUGCCAGAGAAGCAUCCUGAAGCCCCCGCCGCCGUACACCAGGCUGGUCCGAACUCCUUCGCUGAAAGACUACCCGAACCACACCGUCAGGCUGCUGCCCCGCGAGAUCGUGUCAGAGGAGCUGAAAUCCUGGCACCAGAGGAAUCAGCUGCAGAAGUUCUGGCCGAGCUGUGGAGAACAUCAGAGCAUGAUGAGCCCGACCUCUCCUCACCUGCCCCCCUUUGAACAGGGUUCGGGUAACCUGGUCCUCCAGAGAGCCGCAGACGGGACUCCAGUCCAGUGGUUUGUGGCCGAGGACGCUGAAAUCGUGAGCCAGGUGUAACCUGCAUCUGUUCCCGUUUAUUUAUCUCUGUAUUUAUUGAGACUUUAGACUCUCUGUGAGAUUGUAAAGAAGGCCGACCUGUUGGUACCAGUAUGGUAAUUAUUUAUAAUUUAACGUAAGGUGGAACGCCGGCUUUAUUUAUUUUAGGUUGUCUCUUAUUAGACUGUAGCUAAAGCAAGGCUCAUGCAAUCUUAAAGACUUGUUAAAUGGACCAUAGACUUUUUUGCUGUUGUGGCUGGCACACAUUUUUUUUUACACAAACGUCACCUCUUUUAGACAUCAUAUAGGUUUUCACUUUUAUAUAAAUUUUGACUAUAUUUAUUUUAAAAGUUUUUCCCUUACAAAAUGGAUUUAUAACAAUUUUGAAACCAUAUUGGACCUACCUAAAUUUUUCUUUUGUAUCUUUAUGACUUGCCGACACCUUUUAGAGUGGUUUGAUGAAAGUUUUAACUGCAGUAUGCCAUGCUCUUACUAACCGCAUGAUUGUGUGAGCGUUGAGAAAUUAUUUUUUUGUAUAUUUAUAAUAAAGCAUUUAAAA
This is a messenger RNA of Poeciliopsis prolifica (blackstripe livebearer), 2313 nucleotides long. It is a transcript of the gene inavaa, whose product is annotated as innate immunity activator a. NCBI's taxonomy places the organism in Eukaryota, Metazoa, Chordata, Actinopteri, Cyprinodontiformes, Poeciliidae. Gene Ontology annotation, biological process: positive regulation of protein ubiquitination; adherens junction maintenance. The coding region runs from base 102 to 1775 and encodes 557 amino acids. The transcript has 10 exons. The record is from RefSeq and is a predicted model, not a curated record.